AUGGUAAUAACCAAAAAGCUUAAGGUCAGACCCCCAGACCUCUACAUGUCCAAUAAUAGACUAGAAAUCGUGUCUGAAACGAAACCUUCUGGGCAUCAGGAUAGACGACAAACUGACCUUCAAACCACAUGUUGCUGCGCUAAGGUCACCUGGGGUCUAAACACGGAGAUAAUCAGAACCAUAUAUUUUGCGGUGAUCGAACCCAUAGUGCUGUAUGCUUCCAGUGCCUGGUACCCGGCAGCGGAGCUCCAAAUGAUCAAGAACUUGCUGGACACCAUACAAAGGGGCUACGCGCAGAAGAUCUGCAAAGCAUACCGCACGGUCUCGCUCACAUCAGCACUGGUUUUGUCAGGACUGCUUCCACUAGACAUAAGAGUCCAGGAAGCCGCAAAUCUCUAUCUUGCCAAAAAGAACAUCACACGGGACUACCUACCACCUGGAAGGAAACUAGAGCAAUGGUUGCACUAUCUGGAAAGACCGCAUCCAUCAAAACUAAAACCAACUGAGUUUGAGCUCUUGGAAAAGCUGGAUACCGAAACCAUAGACUCGCGCUGCAUUACUGGACCUCAAAUCUUUACAGAUGGUAGUAAGAUUGGGGGCAAGGUGGGAGCCGCUUUGUCAUGGUGGGAAAAUGGUAAAGAAACAGCAAACGCAACCUUCCAACUAAAUCCCGCCUGCACGGUUUUCCAAGCAGAACUUUAUGCACUGCACAGAGCGGCUCAGCAAGCACAUCAAAGUGGUCAUCCAGUAACCAAUAUCAUGAGUGAUUCAAAAUCCUCGCUUGAGUUGCUGGAAAACCCGAAGCUGACACACCCCCUGGUAAAAGCUGUAAGGGAAAUCGUAGAGGAUGCAAGAAUGGAGAACAAGGAAAUUCCGCUACACUGGAUAAGAGCACACGUGGGAACACCUGGUAACGAGAGAGCCGAUGAGCUAGCCAAAGAGGCAGCCCUAAAAAUAGGCCAUUGUGUUCACUACGACAAAAUUCCUCUGUCACACGUUAAAAGGAAAAUCCGCGAAGAAUCCGUGAAGAAGUGGCAGGCUAGGUACAGCACCUCACAAACCGGGCGGGUCACGAAAAUGUUUUUCCCAGAAGUAGGCAAAGCCUACAGCAUACUGAGGAAAACAAAAAUGACCCCGGUGCUGUGCCAAGCCUUCACUGGCCACGGUGGCUUGGCGGAAUACCUCUAUCGCUUUAGGCUAAAAGAUAGCCCAGCCUGCGAAUGUGACGAACCUGCGCGACUACCAGGCAAACAGAAAACAUAA
Molecule: messenger RNA, 1263 nt
Organism: Pararge aegeria (speckled wood butterfly)
Lineage: Eukaryota; Metazoa; Arthropoda; Insecta; Lepidoptera; Nymphalidae
Exons: 2
Coding region: 1-1263 (420 amino acids)
Biological process (GO): DNA replication, removal of RNA primer
Molecular function (GO): RNA-DNA hybrid ribonuclease activity; nucleic acid binding
Source: RefSeq, a predicted model, not a curated record